Molecule: messenger RNA, 979 nt
Organism: Funneliformis mosseae
Lineage: Eukaryota; Fungi; Glomeromycota; Glomeromycetes; Glomerales; Glomeraceae
Source: the annotation of a GenBank genome assembly
UAGUAUUUUAGUUGAUAAAUAUGAAAAAUAUGUUGAAAAUUUACUUAAAGGUUUAACAGAGGCAGGUACUACUACUCCUAUCUUUCAAAAAGGAGAAUUAGAAAGUCUUCAAGCAAAAAAUUUGAAAUAUGAAGACAUAAAAGACAAAAUUUCUAUUUUUCCUUCUUAUACUAUUAAAUUAAUAGAGGCAUAUCCAAGAAAUGAAGUAGUUGACAAAUUUGAUGAUGAUGUGACAAAUGAAAAUAGUGCAAAGUAUAGUGAACUAGCUGAAAUUAAUUCUCAAAAAGGUAAAAUUAAUACUGAAAAAGAAGCAAUAGAAAAGUUAAGAGAUAAAGCUAAAAAAGAAGCUUUAAAAACUGAUGCUACUUUUGAUCCUGAUGCUGAAUUAGCUAAAUUAGAUGUGGAGGAAACUGCUAAUCAAGAUAGCAAAUUCUUUAAUGAUGAAGUUGUAAAAAAUUAUUUGCAAAGUAUAAAAGAUUCUUUGGAAUCAGUAGAGCGGGAAUUAGAUUCAGUAGAACAAAAUGAGUUAGAUCAACUUACUUACUAUAUUGAGAAUAGUGAAGUUCCUCCUCCUAAAAGAAGAAUUCUUCUAAUGAAACUAAAAGGAGCUUUAGGAGUCAAAACUAAUGUAUUUAUUAAUGGAGCAAGCAGUAAAAUCAAUAAAGCUGAAUUGGUUAAAUACUUAGUAGUUCAUACUAUUGCUUUACAAGAAUUAAAAGUAGAUAAUAAGCUUAAAGAACAAAUCCUAAAAGAAAUGGAAGAUUAUAAAGAUGAUGAUAAAAGACUAGAUAAAUCUAAAUAUAGGGAUGAGAAAGAAUUUACUGAAGAAGAAAUCAUUAAGUACUAUGCUGAAAAGUUAGGAGGGCAAAAUCAUGCUAAGAAGAAGUAUGAAAAGCUCUUUAAAGAUCAGCAACAAGAAUCUUGGUUGAGUCAUCUGGAAAAGAAAACUCCUUGCUCAAUGAUGAAAUUCUCCUGCUAA